UUUCUCGUCCAGCGUCGUCGUCGUCUGUUUCAUCUUCUUUGUUCUUCUCUGACUUCCCUCAUAAUGUCAAACACGAUCUUCGUGCUCCCCGUCACGGCCGACCAAAGGCCGUCCAUGCAAGUCAUCCUCUUUGAUGACAUCUCAAACAGUCAAUCUUGAUGUCCGCCCAAAGCGUUUCCGACGCGCAUGUGGGACAAACGCUGAGGAUGCUGUCCAGAAAUUGCCGAUUGCUUUAUGAACACCUGUCUUGCCUUUUCUUCUCUCUCCUCCCUUCGUUGCAGAGGUAAAAGUUCAGACCAUCUUCUUCUAUUUCCACGCCCGCGCCGGUUGCGUCAAUGUUUUGAUCAAUUUAAAUUUAUUUCUCUUCUCUGCAGAAACGCCGCUUGAAGUCUAUCGCAGUCAUCAUAUCAUCCUCCAGCCGUAUCUGCAUCCCUCGGAUCCAGGAUUCUCACCCUUGCCAUCAGACCUUGCCGACAUCGCCACCCGCAACAGCAACCACAAUCCAUCCAAGAUGUUUCUCAGCCCGGUCCUUAUCGUCCGCAUCGUUCAAGGAGUGUUGGCUUUCAUCGCCAUGGCGCUCGGAGCAACAGUGGCUAACGUCUUGAACACCCACCAUCCUUCCCUCGAUGUCCCAGCGGGUGUUGUUUUCUUCAUCUUCAUUGCCGUCUUCACCUUGCUGGUCACGGUCCCCUACACAAUCUUGACGCCGCGUUACUUCCCAGUCCUGGCUCAUCCUUUUGCAAUGCUCGCCGCCGAAACCACCACAUCGAUCUUCUGGCUUGCCGGGUUCGCUGCCAUGGCAGAUCGCUUGCGAAGAUCAAAUAUCUGCCGAGUUGGCGCGUGUUCGUCCGCCACAGGCAGCGUCGUGGUCGGGGUCUUCGAGUUCGUCCUCUUUGGGAUCACGGCCUUCUUCGCCUUUUCUCAUAUCUUUCUGGGUGGCAGGUUCAGUGGGAAUAAGCCUCAAAACAAGCAGGGGCAAGCGCAGCGCUCUUGGCCGGGGGCCGAGCUGGUGUAAGGCUGAAAAAUUGGACGAUAUGUAGAUAGCACAGCCAUCAGUCGCAUACAGAAAAGAGACGAACAAUGUUACUGCGACCUUGAC
Cladophialophora immunda is the source of this 1099-nucleotide messenger RNA. RefSeq lists its product as uncharacterized. The record is from RefSeq and is a predicted model, not a curated record. Bases 512 to 1015 code for a protein of 167 amino acids. Gene Ontology annotation, cellular component: membrane. NCBI's taxonomy places the organism in Eukaryota, Fungi, Ascomycota, Eurotiomycetes, Chaetothyriales, Herpotrichiellaceae. The transcript has 4 exons.